GCUUUGAUGUGCUUAAUACCAGACUACCCUUCAACCUUUUGUUCAUCUCAAAUUUUGACCUCUUUUCGGUGGUAAUUGUAUCAUGUGUAUUUUGCAUUUAAAGAACUUAGACCUGAUCUCUUUCAAAUCAUGAUUUAGGUGUUUCAUAGCAAUGCAAAAGCUAUUUCGUUUGAAGUUAUUGGCUAGGAAACUGGACUGGUAUCAAAAUUUCAUGGUAGAGAUAUAUAUCCGUGAUUAUCACUAGUCUUGUGUGUUGUGAUACUAAGCCCCAUUUGCUCACACAUUCUAAGUUAUGCUGAUAUAUUUGCCACCAUUUCAUUUGCUGUGAUGAUGUGAUCUUUUAUGUAGUCAAUAUUAAUUGCAGGUCUUGAAGUUCAAUCUUACUGAAUCAGGAAGUUGUGCCAUUUUGCCAUGGUUUACUAUGUCAUUCUCUGCAAAUGCUGGAGGAUGGAUUGCAGAUUCAUUGGUGAGGAAAGGUGUAUCAGUGACUGUAGUGAGGAAGGUAAUGCAGACAAUAGGGUUUCUUGGACCAGCUUUCUUUCUAAGUCAGUUGAGCCAUGUUGAUUCUCCAGCAAUGGCAGUUCUGUGCAUGGCAUGCAGUCAGGGAACUGACGCUUUUUCACAGUCCGGAUUAUAUUCAAACCAUCAGGAUAUUGCUCCCCGGUAUUCAGGGGUGCUUUUAGGGCUAUCAAAUACAGCUGGAGUGCUGGCGGGUGUUUUUGGAACUGCAGCUACCGGAUACAUCCUGCAACAUGGUUUCCACCCUUCAACUGUUUCCUCUCAAGUUUUGUUGGACUUCUUUGCCCCCUUUGGUUACACAUAAUUUUUUUCCACUCUCCAUUUUAACAUUCUAAAUCUUUAUUUUCCAUGUGAAAACUUUAAAAUAUGUUCAAGUACAAUUUGCUUCAGCAUGAUGCCAGUAAUCAAAUAUGUACUAGAAAAAUAUUAUACCCCCUCCGUCCCUUUGGACUUUUUCAUGUUUGACUUUUCUGGUCAAAUAGAAAAAUGUUCUUUAUGAAAUACAAAAUUUAUAACAUCUUGUUCCUGAUUAACAAUAAUUUUACGUGUUCCUUGUUCGUGAUAUAACCAUGCUGAUUCCGAGUCUUGUGUCUCAGGUUCUUGGGACGAUGUUUUUAAUGUUUCAGUGGGGCUAUACUUGGUUGGAACCGUGGUAUGGAAUCUCUUUUCAACCGGAGAAAAGAUUUUGGACUGAGUCUUAUUUCAGUGGAUCCAGUUCAUACUUUGGUCUUGAACAUAGGCAGACCAGCAGGUUCACAAUGGAUUUUUGUAAACUGAAUUUGCAUUGAUCAAGGUGAUGGUUUCCACAGCUGCACCGACCGUUUUAACCGUUGAUUCAUCGGUGUGUGUACAGUUACUUGAUGAAAAUGUGGCCAAAACAUAUAUUGUAUACAUCUUUGAUCUUUCCGUGUUUAACCCUGCGCUGAUUUGUACAUAUAGAACUCGAUUUUGGCGCGAAGGACCUCAGUACUUGGGCAGGUUUGAAAAUGGAUCACAAUUAGAGGGGAUUUUAAUUAUAAAUUGAUUUUUAUUAG
Cuscuta campestris is the source of this 1553-nucleotide messenger RNA. The record is from the annotation of a GenBank genome assembly. NCBI's taxonomy places the organism in Eukaryota, Viridiplantae, Streptophyta, Magnoliopsida, Solanales, Convolvulaceae.